AAGCAAAGCAGCCUGUGUGGCACCAACACCAAGCUGUUGGCAGCUGCUGUGUCGCAAACAACAUUCGUGAAUCAAAAUUCCUCAGAAGGAUGAGAGAUGCAAGCGGCAGGGCCGUGCAAACAAUUUUGUCCAGGUGCUGGAAAUGGGACCUUUGAAGCUGAUGGCCACGUCUCCAGGUGACUUCUAACAAAAACCAGGGUGCCACUGACGCUGCCCAUGUCGCCAGGAUGCUUGACCGGACCUGGCACAGGUCUGAGCUGCAGAUCACGCUGGGGGUGGGUGCUUCCACAGCCCCGUUCCUCAAAGAACAGAAACUGCGCAGGGCUGUGUGUGAACGUGCCAUGGUGGCAGAGCAUCGAAAGCCAGGCACGACUCUGACUGCACCCUGGCUUCCCAAGAGAAACGCUGUGUGGGAUAUCAGUAAGACAUGGGGAACUGGAUUCUGGACUUUUGGAACAAUCUUAGCAUUCCUGAGUGUGCUCAUCAAGUGCUGGCGUAGAAUUGCCUGUCACCUACCUAGAACUCAGAAUGUUAGGGUAUUUGGGAUGGUAUGUUGUAAUGCUUGACAAACCGUGGGCGGGGUGGGAGGGAGGACGCUGUGGGUGUUCACAGGAGGGGGCGGAGGGCAGGACCGUGCCCAGCCCUGGUGUCAGAUCACUGGCUGUUUCACAGGGGGACAGCAGUGAAACUCCUGCUCCUGGUCUCCCUUGACCACGUGGCCAUACAGCUGCCCCAGGCCCUGAGCGGGCCCUCCUGGCCCUGGCCUCACCGGGCACUCUGCCACCCAGUGAGCUGCCCACAGCACCAGAAGGGCAUGGAGCGAGCUGCAAAGCCAAGGCCGCAUCUGUGAGAAAGAAGGACCUGGCAAUGACUGGCAGUGACACGAGUCCCCAGUUCCCAGUGAGACACCAACCUUCCGGUAUGUCUUUUCCGUUAUUUCACAAGCUGCCACACCCCCUGGGGCCUCCAGGACAAAAGGCUUUCCUCCUCUGAGCAGACACUGGCUCUCUCCAGUCGCAGCCAUGGAGGAGAUCGUGGCUGAUAAUCUGCUCCACUCCCUGCAAGAGCUGCUCCCUAAUGAAUUUGAGGUGUUCAAGCUUAAACUGCAAAACACCCGCCUGGAGAACGAGCCGCCCCAGAUCACUCGGAGGCAGCUGCAUGAGGCCACGCCCGUGCAAAUGACCGACCUGCUGCUGCGGCACUACGGGCAGAUCUCUGCCGUGCUGCUGACCCUGAAAAUCCUCAAGAAAAUGAACCUGGAACUGCUGGUCCAGAAGCUGAAGAGCGCCCUCGUUCCAGAGAGUCUGUCGAGCCAGCAGCUGGAGCCCAGCCUGACCCAGACCAAUUGGGUUCCGGCGGGCGCCAAGCAGGGCCGCCGGGUCCGCUUGAUGGCCAUCUCGGCCGGGAGACUGCAGAACCUCGGCGGGUCUGUGUGGCUGCGAGAGGGCCUGCGGAGCUCAGGCAAGGAGCGCCCUGAGCCUGGAGUCCAGCAUCCCUUGCGGGGACAAGGAGCUCGCCCACUGCUCUGCGCUUCCAGCCCAGGAGAAAAGGAAAAAAUUACUCCUGCCAGUGCUCAGGCGACUGCUGAUGCUGAAACUGUGUCAGCUGCAAAGGCAAGCGCCCUCACCGCUGGACCACCGACCCACGCCUUCACCGCUGGACCACCGACCCACGCCCUCACCGCUGGACCACCGCUCCUCACCCUGGAAACUUUGUCUGACAGUUAGUGGGACUGAGAAAAGCCGUCAAGAUUGGCUUCUGUAAGAAACUCUGGAUGUUGUAAUUGUCUGGUUUUCUGCCCUUUUUCCCCCUGCAUUUCACAACUCUCAAUCGGCCUCAUGCACAGUAAAUCUGAAGUGUAGGGUGAGAGCUCUCCACCAAGGAAAUCAUUCCUCAGAUGUGGGCAUGCCCCACGUCAGGGCACAUGUUCUUAGAACUCAAAUCUUCCUCUACUAUAGUCUGAGCAAAAAAAAAAAAGGAAAAGCAAUAACCUGAAACAAAAGCAGUUAAAUAAGCC
This is a messenger RNA of Sorex araneus (European shrew), 2017 nucleotides long. Its product is annotated as pyrin-like. The coding region runs from base 1023 to 1727 and encodes 234 amino acids. The transcript has 3 exons. NCBI's taxonomy places the organism in Eukaryota, Metazoa, Chordata, Mammalia, Eulipotyphla, Soricidae. The record is from RefSeq and is a predicted model, not a curated record.